UUGGUUUUAUUCAUCGUGCUGUUACUAGAAAAACACUGUUAGGUAUCAAUAGUGGGGCAGCAUUGGAUCAGUCAAAGUGCUGGUAAUUUGCUUUCUCCUCUUGCUUCUGCCUUCACUUCUGUGACAUGGAUUCCUAUUGUUUCUUGGUGAUCAUUGUUGUGACGGGGUUCUUCAGCAUCCAAGCUGAUCAGGCUCUGAGUUCUCAGAAUCUGCCAUGCAACAUAAACGAUAUGAAGGCAUUGCAGGAUUUCAUGACAGGUUUGAAGACUGUGAUCGAUGGGUGGAGCACUAAUUACUCUUCUGAUUGCUGUAAAUGGACAGGCAUAACUUGCAGCUUUUCAUCAUCUUUGAGGUUGGACAAUUCUACUGAAAGUGCGGGUAGAGUAGUAAAGCUGGAGCUUCCAAAGAAGAAACUAGCAGGUAAACUUUCUGAAUCAAUAGGAACUUUAGAUCAGCUUAGAGUCGUUAAUCUUUCUCUCAACUUCCUUCAAGGCUCACUUCCACUACUACUGUUCCAUUUGCAAAAUUUACAGGUUCUAGACUUGAGCUCUAAUGAUUUUUCUGGCCCUGUUCCUAAUCCCAUCCUUUUACCUUCAAUUAAGAUCUUUGACCUUUCUCAAAAUUCCUUAAAAGGGAAUCUUCCUGUCAGUAUCUGUGACAAUGCUUCUACACUCUUGGUGUUGAAUCUUGCAGAAAACUACUUCUCUGGUAAUCUUCCUCCAGGACUUGGAAACUGUGCUAGUUCCUUAGAGAAACUAUCGCUAAACAUGAAUGAUCUCACAGGUGGUAUACCUGAAGGUAUAUUUCGGUUUCAAAAGUUGAUUUUAUUAGAACUAAAAGGGAACAAGUUUUCAGGGCCACUUGGCAAAGGAAUUAGCAACCUCACAAACCUUGUUCAUUUGGAUAUCUCCGGUAACAAGUUUGGUGGAAUCAUUCCGGAUGUUUUUCACAGCUUUGUUAAGUUACGGUUCUUUGUAGCACAUUCAAAUAAUUUCACUGGUUUUAUACCUUCCUCCUUGACAAAUUCCUAUACUCUCACUGUGUUAAACAUAAGAAAUAAUUCGUUGGAGGGUUCAGUAGAUCUUAAUUGCUCUGCAAUGGUUAGUUUGACUUCUCUUGAUUUAGGUUCUAAUAGGCUUAGUGGACCUAUUCCUGAUAAUCUUCCUUCUUGUGAACGUUUGAAUAACAUAAAUCUUGCUCGGAACAGGUUGAGAAGCCUAAUACCAGAAAGUUUCAAAAACUUCCAUAGUCUCUCUUACCUCUCUCUUUCAAAUUCUAGCAUCUACAAUCUAUCUUCUUCGCUAAGAAUCUUACAGCACUGUAAGAAUCUUACCACUUUGGUCCUCCCCGGGAAUUUCCAAAAUGAAGAGCUGCCUGCAGAUUCCACUCUUCAUUUUCGCAAGCUCAAGAUUCUUGUUAUCGCAAAUUGUAGGUUAACAGGUUCAAUACCUGUAUGGUUACUUCAUAGCAGCAACUUGCACUUCUUGGAUUUGUCAUGGAAUCACUUGAAUGGACAAAUUCCUUUCUGGGUUGGGAAUUUUUCAUUUUUGUUUUUCAUUGACUUCUCAAACAACUCAUUGACUGGAGAGAUUCCGAAAAGCAUAACUGAUUUAAGAAGCCUCAUUGAUAGUGAUAUAUCAAUAGAGGAAUCCUCCCUGGAUUUCCCCAUUUUCAUGAAGAGGAAUUUGGAUGCAAGCGGGUUGCCAUAUAACAAACUUUUGAGCUUUCCACCCACCUUGGACUUCAGUUACAAUAAUCUGAGUGGACCUAUCUGGCCAGAGUUUGGGAAUCUGAGAACGCUACAUGUUCUUAACUUAAAAGUCAACAAGAUAUCGGGACCAAUCCCGAGUAAUCUGUCAGGAAUGACGAGUUUAGAGACUUUGGAUUUGUCCCAUAACAAACUUUCAGGGACAAUACCAGCUUCCUUGGUAAAGCUCAGCUUUCUGUCCAAGUUUAAUGUUGCAGACAAUCAAUUAUAUGGGCAAAUCCCUUCAGGAGGUCAGUUUUCAACCUUCCCAGCUUCAAGCUUUCAAGGAAAUAAUCUCUGUGGCGAUCACAAUUCUCCUUGUGAAUCAAAUGAUCAACUUCCUAGUCUGCAACCCGAUGAAUCAAGCAGAUCAAACAGUAUUAUAAACAGUGGCUUUUUCAUUGCAAUGGCUAUUGGUUUUGCGUUUGGGCUUUUUAGCAGCAUUAUUUCAUGCAACAAGAAGAUUCUAAAGUCCCUGUUGAAACUUUUUUGUAAAAAGCACCUCUACUAGUUCAAAUCUAAACUCUUGUAGUAAAGCAAUGUUCCUACCAUAUUAUAUUGUAGCGAGGUUCAAACCUGUAUGGUUAUUUCAUAGCAGUAAUUUGCGGUUCUUGGAUUUGUCAGGGAAUCACUUGAGCUGACAAAUUCCUUUCUGGGUUGGAAAUUUUUCAUUUUUGUUUUUCAUUGACUUCUCAAACAACUCAUUGACCGGAGAGAUUCCGAAAAGCAUAACUGAUUUAAGAAGCCUUAUUUCCGUGGAGAUCAUGAUUCCAGAACAAAAAGU
Messenger RNA from Ziziphus jujuba (common jujube), 2531 nucleotides. RefSeq names its product phytosulfokine receptor 1. The transcript has a single exon. Gene Ontology annotation, molecular function: protein binding. The coding region runs from base 126 to 2258 and encodes 710 amino acids. The record is from RefSeq and is a predicted model, not a curated record. Lineage: Eukaryota; Viridiplantae; Streptophyta; Magnoliopsida; Rosales; Rhamnaceae.